AAUGUGAUGAUGAUGAUGAUGAAGGCAGUAGACGCGACAGUAAAAUGGGUCACGGCCCCUUUAAGACGCACUGCAGGAGGAAACAGGAAGUUCUGAGCAUUAAACACAAAGAAAACAAACCCGGGAGAAACUGGGGACAUGGCGGGUAUUAAAGCUCUGGUCAGUUUGUCCUUCAGCGGUGCCCUUGGGUUGACUUUUCUGCUUCUGGGCUGUGCAUUGGAGCAGUUUGGAGUGUACUGGCCUCUGUUCGUGCUGAUCUUCUACGUGAUCUCGCCGUUGCCGAACCUCAUCGCCACCAGGUUGGGAGACGACACCGACUCCUCCAGCAACACGUGCAGGGAACUCGCGCAUUUCCUCACCACGGGGAUUGUGAUCUCGGCUUUCGGCCUGCCUGUCAUCCUGGCACGCAAGGACGUGAUCAAAUGGGGAGCCUGUGGCCUGGUGAUGGCAGGGAACGGCGUGAUCUUCCUCACCAUCCUGGGGUUCUUCCUGGUGUUCGGCCGCGGCGAUGACUUCACUUGGGAGCAGUGGUAAAGCCAUGACCAGGGACCGGGUUGCCAGAUUGAGUGGGAAUCCAAUGAUCUGCUUUUGUAGAGGAGAGGGAAGUGGGUGCAAUACGGGGAAGAUUAAGGCUGAGCUUCAGUAGAGAUAUGAACGGCGGUGGUGUUGAAGGACGGAGAAGAAAGAAGGGGCUUCAGUGUCUCUCGGUUGUUUCAGUUUGACUGCAUUACUGGUGUAAAUUCCUAAACUCAUUUCUAUGCUAAACUUAUAAUCAACAUUAUUUUUUAAUCAUCGCUUCAUUGUUUCUGUUCUUGUAUUUUUAUUAUUUUUUUUUAUAAAAAAUAAAUAGCUAUAAUCACACGAAUAAAAAUCACUAAAAUCAGCUAGAACAUUCCAGAUAAAAUCAUCAUCAAACCUCAAAACUUAUAGAAAUGGGUGCAUAAAAAACUCCCAGACGUGAAGCAUAAAGGAUCUCUGUGUGGAGACAAAGCUCACGUCAAUAUGUUGAAUAUGUUGAAAGGAAAAAAAAAAAAUCUGAACCCCUCACUGGCCUUUGGCUAUAAAGAGCUCUUUUGUGACCUAUAAUACAAUGUGGCGUGACGAAGCUUCUCAUUUAGGAUUAUUGUUAAUAAUCCUUUCAUACGUCCUCCUUCUGAGCGAAUGGAUGCGUCUGCCGCAGUGUUUCAUCCUCACGCAGCUUUCAGUAAUCAAAUAAAUGCUUCUCAUUAGUAUUAUUCUAAAAUCUCGUAAAUGAUCAACUUCACACACUGGAUUUAUAUUACACAUACUUCCAAAGUGCAAGCCUUCCUCCAUCAUCAUCAUCAUUAUCAUCAUCAUGAAGAGUAUUGGAGGGAAAGCCAUAGCAAAUUAUACAUGUAUUGAAAUAUAUCAGGUGUCCCAGGUUUAGUUUGUGUUUUGGAAUAUAAACGUCUAAAGUAUAUGAAGACUCGUCUCUGGGUGUUGAAUAUUACACUGACAUCAUCUCUUUUAUCUCCACUGGUUUCAUAACACAGCUUAAUCACAGUGCAGUUAUUAUAUCUCUACUUAUUUACUACAUUAUGGGGUGUGUGUGUGUGUGUGUGUGUGUGUGUGUGUAAGGCAAUAAAGAACUUGUUAAAUUUC
Silurus meridionalis is the source of this 1623-nucleotide messenger RNA. RefSeq names its product leptin receptor gene-related protein-like. Gene Ontology annotation, biological process: negative regulation of growth hormone receptor signaling pathway; late endosome to vacuole transport via multivesicular body sorting pathway. Lineage: Eukaryota; Metazoa; Chordata; Actinopteri; Siluriformes; Siluridae. The record is from RefSeq and is a predicted model, not a curated record. The coding region runs from base 139 to 534 and encodes 131 amino acids. The transcript has 4 exons. Gene Ontology annotation, cellular component: endosome.